AUGACCGUCAUCAAGAUCGAGGCCGUCACGGACCUGCUCUGUCCGUGGUGCUACGUUGGCAAAAAGAACCUCGAACGCGCCAUCGCGCAGUACCGCGCCAUCGACCCCUCGGCCGAGUUCGAGGUCGUCUGGAAGCCCUUCUACCUGAGCCCGGCCUUGAAGAGCACCGGCUACGACAAGCGCACCAUCUAUAAAACCUACCUCACCGCGUUGUCAGGCGACUUCGCCACACAGUUGACCAGGGUAACCUCCGCCUUCGCCGACGCUGGCAUAUCCCUCAACAUCGCCGGCUCUAUGGGGAACUCGCGCCAAGCCCACAAGCUCCUCGCCCUCGCCCUGCGCCGGAACGGCCCGGCCGCCCAGAACCGCUUGCUCGAGACUCUGUUCCGCGGCCACUUCGAGCUGGGGGAGGACAUCUCGGACCGCCACUUCCUGCUCGCGGCCGCGACGUCCCACGCUGUGGGCCUCGAUAGGGACGACGCGCGGGCCGCCCUGGACGACGAUCGCACCGGCAAGGCGGUCGACGAGGAUGUGCUGGAAGCGAAGCGGGCUGGCAUCACCGGCGUGCCGACAUUCACGGUCCAAGGAAGGUGGAGGGUCGGCGGGAACCAGGAGCCGGACGUGUUUUUGAGGGUGUUCGAGAAGGUUGACGAGGCAUAG
Messenger RNA from Colletotrichum higginsianum IMI 349063, 660 nucleotides. RefSeq names its product DSBA-like thioredoxin domain-containing protein. The record is from RefSeq and is a predicted model, not a curated record. The transcript is spliced from 2 exons. The coding region runs from base 1 to 660 and encodes 219 amino acids. NCBI's taxonomy places the organism in Eukaryota, Fungi, Ascomycota, Sordariomycetes, Glomerellales, Glomerellaceae. Gene Ontology annotation, molecular function: oxidoreductase activity.